Molecule: messenger RNA, 838 nt
Organism: Rhizopus microsporus ATCC 52813
Lineage: Eukaryota; Fungi; Mucoromycota; Mucoromycetes; Mucorales; Rhizopodaceae
Exons: 3
Source: RefSeq, a predicted model, not a curated record
AAGAAACAGACCAAGUCGGUAGCUUUAUAAAUCCAUGCUUAACGCGGCGCCACACGUUCAAAGACUUUAUUCGAAAGCAUCAUAGUGUUUCCCCAUCUACAAACCACAUAUGUUCUCGGAUAAUUAUUUAAAACAAUACUCAGAAAUGAGUGUUAUAGUUAAAUGUUGGCCACACUUAUUCGAGCCAUACUUUGGCAGCAAUAAAAAGCAUCUCUUGCAAUGGACAACAAAGUCAUAUUUGCAAACACAAUCAAGUCUGAUGGGUUUUCGGUUGACUUUGCGUUCAGCAAAAGAACAACAAGCGAUACCUCUUCUAAAACAAACAUCGAUUUAGAGCUUGAAGACUUUGAUUUGGAAGAAGUAAAUCGAAAUUAUCAACCGAUGUUCCUAAACCCUGGGAGAAAGAGCGUGUUUACUGCUGCAAUUGGCUUGGAUAAAACCAAACAUCAAAUAAGAUGUUGCUCCACAGCCGAAUAUUACCACAUGACGGGAUCAACCAAGCACCUUAAAAAGUUAGAAAAACUUAAGGUUGAAAAGGGUAUAAAAUAAAUUGAAACUAAUAUCCCUUCUCCUAAAACAUCUGAACGUACUGCAUAUCUCGUCUACAUUGACUACAUUUGUAUUCAUGUUGAUGCCUUAUUCGCAUUCUAUGAUUACAAAACAGCAAAAGUUUGCUUCUACUUGUAUCAAGGCAAGCAAAGAGCAGCAGAAGAAAUGGUGAACAUGCUUGUUCAUGGAGACACCAAGCGCAAUAAGCAGAAAUAAGAAAAGGCAAAAGCUAACGGAAAAUUCAAAAGAAAAAGAGAAAGAAGUUGCCAAAAAAAAAAAAAAAAAAAAA